Messenger RNA from Sphaeroforma arctica JP610, 989 nucleotides. RefSeq lists its product as hypothetical. The coding region runs from base 62 to 538 and encodes 158 amino acids. Lineage: Eukaryota; Ichthyosporea; Ichthyophonida. Gene Ontology annotation, biological process: microtubule cytoskeleton organization. The record is from RefSeq and is a predicted model, not a curated record. The transcript has 3 exons. Gene Ontology annotation, cellular component: cytoplasm.
GUUUAGCCACGCAAAGUAAAUUAUUGAAGUAAAAAUUUAUAAUAUUUCGAACUCGUUCUUCAUGGCACGCUUGUUUCAAAUUUUUAACAGGGUCCGGAAUGGUCAUGGAAGUGUCCAGGAGAUCACAGAUGAGCGCGAAUUUUUCGAGGCUGCUAAAUCAAGCCGCCGACUGGUCGCUUUGUUUUAUCGUACUGGUUCCGCCGUUUGCGAUUCAAUGGUACAGCACACGAGGCGCUUAGCGGAGAGUCACAUGGAGACCAAAUUUUUAACAAUCGAUGUAGCCAAAACUCCAUUCUUGGUGGAUAGGUUAGACAUAUUCGUUUUGCCCACCAUGGUUACUAUUGAGGAGGGAUCAACCAAAAACAAGUUCAAAGGUUAUGAUGCAUUUGGCGGGACUGCCAAUAUACACACAGGCGUGAUUGAACGGGUCUUGAAAAGUGUGGGUGCACUAGACAAGACUCCAAUUGCUGAAGGCUCGGGCGCUCAGGAUGAGCAAAUGGAGGAGACAGGCAACGACAGCGAUUUGGAUUGGGAAUAAGUUAGCCGCUGGCUCCAAUAUUUACCUAAUGCUUUGCACCACGGUGUCCUCUUGCUUGUGUCGCGAAAGCAUUGACCGCAAGUCUGCUUACACUGCGCUAUAUGCAAACGGGCCGUCUACUUUUGAACUGCUCUCCUCAAGCUCAUUGAUAUACCAACAGCACACCUUGCUGUAAAUUUUCAAGGAGCAGUUCCCAUCGAGAAGUAAACCGAAUAGACACAAGCGAGAGCAGGUGACCUGCGUGGCACGGGAGCAUGCUUCGUAUGGAUCACCGACUCGCAACAUGCCAUUAGUACUGCUAUAGCACAUCUGCGGCGCAGUUCAAAUGAAGUGAUGGACAUCACUACACUGUACGACCCCACGGACGAGGCAUCAUCGUGUUGGAUAGAAAACCACCUUCAAACCUCGGAAACCCCGCAAUAUCUCGAAAAAUAAACAUACUGAUUCAAAG